GGCCCCGAACAAACCGGGGGGAACCAACGGAGUCAGCCCCGGGGUCCAGGGCACCAUGGCUCAGGACAUGACCGAGAAGGAGCUGCUCAAGAUGGAGCUGGACCAGCUGAAGAAGGAGGUGAAGAACGAGAGGCAGAUGGUGUCCAAGACGGGCAAGGAGAUCAAGGAGUACAUCGAGUCCAUGGCGGGCGAGGACCCGCUGCUCAAGGGCGUGCCCGAGGACAAGAACCCCUUCAAGGAGAAGGGCGGCUGCACCAUCAGCUGACCCCGGGCCGCCGGCCGCUCCUGCUUCCCCUCUAGUCUGACCCCGGCCUGCCCGGAGCCAACCCUAGCGCGCUGAAACGGGAGGAAAAGAAGAAAUAAAAAAAGCGUGAACAAAGAAAAAAACC
Molecule: messenger RNA, 389 nt
Organism: Agelaius phoeniceus (red-winged blackbird)
Lineage: Eukaryota; Metazoa; Chordata; Aves; Passeriformes; Icteridae
Source: RefSeq, a predicted model, not a curated record